This is a messenger RNA of Necator americanus (New World hookworm), 1395 nucleotides long. RefSeq lists its product as uncharacterized. The transcript has 11 exons. The record is from RefSeq and is a predicted model, not a curated record. Lineage: Eukaryota; Metazoa; Nematoda; Chromadorea; Rhabditida; Ancylostomatidae. The coding region runs from base 1 to 1395 and encodes 464 amino acids. Gene Ontology annotation, cellular component: extracellular region.
AUGUUCGCUCCACGGAUGGACCAGCUGAGAGCUCAGCUGGAUACGGCUCAAAUACCUCGUCAAUGUCACUCACGAGACUUGAGAACAUCUUGGAUGACAAUGGCGAGGGAACGAAACGAGUGGAAGAGAUGCUGGGCACGCACGUUCAGUGAAGACGGGCCAUCCAAGUAUCUAAUGUGUAAAAACCCUCCAGUUCAAGCUGAUACAAUUCGAUAUACGUUUCUGAAGAAGCACAAUGAACUCAGAAGAGAUCUCGCUAAAGGAACUCUUGAUGCCGCAAAGGGUACAUUAAGAGGAUCCACAAGUCUGUUUGCAAUGGUACAGAGCGAGGCAAUUAUCCUAGCGACCAUGGAUGCCAAAGUCGUGGACGAAAUAGAGGGGCAAGUGUUCGAAGACUGGUCAUACACAAGAUUUGAUGGUACUCUUGACCAGGAAACGGUCAUUUACGACGAUGAGACCAUCGAACCAUUUGCGAAUAUAAUAUACAACAAAUCGAUUUCGCUAGCGUGCGUGGCGACAUAUUGCGAUUCGACGAAAAAGAGGGCAUACGCCUGUGUUUACAGUAGCAGCCCGAAACGUGGAGAACCACUUUACUUGCCUGGUCCUAAUGCUAAACGUUGCACUAAAAAUGCAUGUACGAAAGCUAUAGAAGGAAGCACGUGCAUAACCGAUACAGAUAGUACAGACACAUUUCCUGCAGGGCUUUGUAGAACGAAGGAGUUGGUAGUACCUGAAACUGAUCCUGUAACUGAAUCAACAAUAGAACCAAAUCCAGAAAAAUCAAGUGAAGCAACAUCUACACCCAAUACAAAUCCGAAUAUUAUGACACAGGAAAUACGAGAUAGGAUAAUCACGUUACACAAUUUUCGAAGAACGCUGCUUGCUAAAGGUGAAGUCAGAAAUGGAAAACAAGGAAAUCCAAAUUGUGGCACAGCAACUAAUAUGUACAGAAUGAAAUAUAACAUGUCAUUGGAAGAGGAAGCCCAAGCAUAUGCGAAUACGUGCGCUCUCGAUAUCUCCGAUGUGUCAACUCGUCCACAAUCGGGAGAAAAUGCUUAUGUAAUUGUGUCGCCAGAUAUUCAACCGCUUCCUGCAAUAAUAGAAUCUAUACAAGCCUGGUGGAAGCAAAUCUAUGAAAAUGGCGUGAACGCAAAAAUGCUUUAUAAUGAAUAUCUAGAAACAAAAUACAAAGCACCAAUUAGAUUUACACAGAUGGCUUGGGCUUCUUCUUAUAUGGUUGGUUGCGGAUUGGCUCGUUGCUCCGGUUCAACUUUCGUAGUAUGCCGCUACUAUCCACGUGGAAAUAUCAUCGGCCAGAACAUCUACGCAGUUGGACCUACAUGCUCAGCGUGUCCGAAUGCUUGCAGUGAUUCACUUUGUAAUACACCACGUUAA